Aureobasidium musti is the source of this 607-nucleotide messenger RNA. The record is from the annotation of a GenBank genome assembly. NCBI's taxonomy places the organism in Eukaryota, Fungi, Ascomycota, Dothideomycetes, Dothideales, Saccotheciaceae.
CCCCAUGUUCAACCCAGUCGACAACAUGUUCAAAGAUGACGAGACCGCUGCCACUUCUACAACUGGCAUAAUGACCCCCACAUCGCAAGAGCCUACGAUAACAAUCUUGCUACUCGUGCGUCAACGCCCAGCUUCGGAAGACGUGCAGGUCAAGAUGCGUCGCUCUAUGCCUUUCGGGAAGCUUGCCGAAAUGCUCAGGGCCAAAUUCAAGAAUACAACCCACUUCUAUCUUCGCAAGGCCUUGACCACGAUGCCGAUUGAUUCGAAGACUCAAGAAGAUUGGCAAGUCAUCUUUGACAGCGACACACCCGCGUCCCUAGGCUUAAAGAAUCACCUGUCUGACGAGGUCGAGACUGCUACCGUACCAACAACUGGUAUGAUGACCCCCACGACCCACAAUCACCAUCUUGGUGAGCGUCAGAGACAAAAAGGCCACUUGAGACGGGAUCUUCAGAUCAAGACACGGCGUAGCAUGCCUUUCAGAGAGCUUGUCGCCUUACUCAAGACAAAGUUUGACCAGUCAGAAACAUUCGGUUUAGAGAUGGAGCUAGACUCGGAGACUGUCUGGUCGACAUACGCAGCCGUCUUCGACAGUGACACACCUGAU